UUCAGAACCAUUCACUUUACAGGGACUGCUCAAAAUGAAGUCAUUCAAAGUAGCAAUUUUGUUUUGUGCAAUCGUGGCUGUUCAAGGCCGUGCUCGUCGGGAUGUAGCUGAAGCUGUAACUGAAGAUGUAGAUGAUAUUCCUCAAGAUGGAAAGAUUGUUGGAGGUACAGAGAUCCCCAUCUCUCAAGUACCCUACCAAGCCGCCAUGUUGAUUAAUGGCCGUCUCUCCUGUGGAGGAAGUAUCAUCGCUGACCGUUGGAUCCUUACCGCAGCACAUUGCGUCCCUGGAGUGACUACUUCUCAAAUGCGCAUCCGUGUAGGAUCUGCUGAUUCUCUAAGUGGUGGACAAGAGCUCCGAGUCUCUCGUAUCAUAUCUCACGCCAGAUACAAUUCCCGUACAAUGGACUUUGAUGUCGCUUUGGUUCAAGUAAGUUCCAGCAUCACUCAAGGCAGAAGAAUUUCACUGGCUAACACUGAACCUGCUGCUGGAACAACAGUGAAGGUUAGCGGAUGGGGCGCUAUGCGUUCUGGUGGUCAAGUUACGAGGACAUUGAGAGGUGUAGAUGUUUCCAUUGUUGCUAGAAGUACCUGUGAGAGGAAUUAUGGUACUGGUGAGAUUACUCGCAGGAUGAUCUGUGCUGCUCGUGAUGGUAGGGACUCUUGCCAGGGUGAUUCUGGUGGUCCUUUGGCUUUGGGUAAUUCCUUGGUUGGUGUUGUUUCUUGGGGACAAGGAUGUGCUCAAAGAGGAUACCCUGGAGUGUAUGCUAACGUUGCCAAUUCUGAGAUUAGACAAUUUAUUAACCAAAAUGUCAAUUUUUCUUAAACACGAUGGAAUAAUUAUAGAUUAAUGCAAGCAGAA
Messenger RNA from Dalotia coriaria, 859 nucleotides. Its product is annotated as trypsin alpha-3-like. Gene Ontology annotation, biological process: proteolysis. The transcript is spliced from 3 exons. The record is from RefSeq and is a predicted model, not a curated record. Gene Ontology annotation, molecular function: serine-type endopeptidase activity. The coding region runs from base 35 to 823 and encodes 262 amino acids. NCBI's taxonomy places the organism in Eukaryota, Metazoa, Arthropoda, Insecta, Coleoptera, Staphylinidae.